CUUAUUAAAACAAGUGACACAUGCGACUGCUUAAAUGUGGAUUGUCCUGGAUGCUAUUUCCCUUGCUCAGAGUGUGGUUCGUUAAAAUGUGGAGUUGCUUGCAGAGCAAAUCGGAAGUGGUUAUAUGAAAAAGAUGAGAUAGAAAUCGAGCCAAUUCUACGUAGUAGAAUGCAAUAG
This is a messenger RNA of Trichoplax adhaerens, 177 nucleotides long. RefSeq lists its product as uncharacterized. The transcript has a single exon. Lineage: Eukaryota; Metazoa; Placozoa; Uniplacotomia; Trichoplacea; Trichoplacidae. The record is from RefSeq and is a predicted model, not a curated record. Gene Ontology annotation, cellular component: intracellular membrane-bounded organelle. The annotation marks the transcript as partial.